Messenger RNA from Penicillium atrosanguineum, 1095 nucleotides. Its product is annotated as Gfo/Idh/MocA family protein. Gene Ontology annotation, molecular function: nucleotide binding. The transcript has a single exon. NCBI's taxonomy places the organism in Eukaryota, Fungi, Ascomycota, Eurotiomycetes, Eurotiales, Aspergillaceae. The coding region runs from base 1 to 1095 and encodes 364 amino acids. The record is from RefSeq and is a predicted model, not a curated record.
AUGACCCUCCAAAUCGCCAUCAUCGGCGCAGGUCUCAUCGGCCCCCGCCACGCCCAAUCUGUGAUUUCCAACCCAUCAACCACACUAUCAGGCCUCGUCGACCCAUCCCCAGCAGCCCAAGCUACCGCCACCACUCUAGGGACAACCUACCAUUCCACCAUCUCACAUCUCAUCUCAUCCCCGGCCAAACCUGACGCCGCAAUAGUUUGCACCCCAAAUCACACGCACGUCCCCAUCGCCAAAGAACUGCUCUCCGCGGGGAUCCACGUCCUCCUCGAAAAGCCAUUCUCCGACACCCUAGAAACAGGCCUCUCACUCCUCGAAUUCUCCAAGGCCCCAGAAAAUGCCCAUCUCAAACUCUUAGUCGGCCAUCACCGCCGCUUCAAUCCCUACGUCCGUGCUACCAAAUCCGUCCUUGACUCUGGCUCUCUCGGCAGCAUCAUCGCCAUCAACGGCCUGUGGACUCUCUACAAGCCAGAUUCCUAUUUCGCACCACCGGGCGAUUGGCGCGCCUCCCGCUCCCGCGGCGGAGGCGUCAUCCCAAUUAACCUAGUUCACGACAUCGACCUCAUGCACCAUUUCUUCGGUCCCAUCGUCCGCGUUUCCGCAGAGCGCACACUUCCCCAACGUCCCAGUCCUCCCCACGACGCCGACGAAGGCGCAGCUCUUACACUCCGCUUCGCCUCCGGUGUGGUCGGUAGUUUCCUCGUCUGCGACGCCACGCCAUCGCCGCAUAACUUUGAAACCGGCACGGGGGAGAACCCUAUAAUUCCCAAAUCUAAUGGAUCUGACUUCUACCGAAUUUUCGGAUCCGACGCCUCGCUGAGUGUACCGGAUUUGACUAGGUGGAGCUAUGAUGGGAAGACAGAGAAGAGCUGGGCUAAUGAGUUGACUGUGGAUAGAAUUGGAGUUCCGGAUGAUGCGGCGCCGUUUGAUUUGCAGCUGAAGCAUUUUGUGGAUGUUGUGAAUGGGGGUGCGGUGCCUAAUUGUUCUGGGGAGGAGGGUUUGAGGGCGCUUGUUGUUUGUGAAGCUGUUGUUAGGGCUAUGGAAACUGGGGUGCCGGUUGAUGUUGAUGUUGAUCUUUUGAAAAAAUAG